CUUCUUGGGUGAUCCCGAUUUCCGGUUUAUGCACGAUCCCUCUAGACGAGGCCUUGCCAUUCGGCACGCCGCCGUAGUGUCACUUCGAACGGGGGCUUUUCGGCCCGCAGCCAUGGCCGUGUGAUCGAGCCAGCCAGCCGGUCGAAUUUUCAAGACAAACCCAGCCUGCCGAGACGGAUAUUUUCCACCUAACCCUGCGACUUGUUCCACAGCUUGUCGGCUGAAGAAGGGAGGAAGGAGAAGCGGCUAAUCGCUCGCCCAAGCUAACACCGCUCUGAAUCGGAACCCGGUGUCCGUUUUCAAGAUGUCAACAGCGGGCUUCAACGCUCAGAACGGAACGGGACAGCCGUACGCGAAUGGUCCUUCACAGAAUCCCGUUGGUGUGCAGCAGCUGCCAGUUGUCAAUUACGGGGUGAUGCCCCAACCCGGCUACAACCCAAUGCAGGCCAAGUCUCCAGUGCCCCCUGGCCCUGGACUCUAUCCCUCUGGGCCAUACCAGCAUAUCCCCCCAGUCAGCUCCUACCAACCUGGCCCGCCACCCACGUCCUAUCCAGCUGCGCCAGGCCAACCUCAUCUCACCAGACCCCCGCUGGGCGGCCCCGUGUCCCACACCCCUCCUCAGUCUGCCAGCCCCAUUCCUGGCCCCAGGCUGCCCCCUCCGCAGUGCACACCACCUCCACCCGCUGCGUCUUCUAGCGGCUACUACCCGAACCCGCAACAUCAGCACCCGCCCCUCAUGGCUCCAGCGUGGCAGUACAACUCAGCUCCUCCGCCCAUGGGACCCCUCGUGCCUAUGAACACGCAACCACGGGGCCCGGCGACUAACCACGUGACCCCACCUGCACCUUACAGCUCGGCAACCUCACUCUCGAUGUCCCAUAACGCCAUGCAGCCCCCCACCUCGCUACAAGGAUGCGGCCAGCCAGGUGGCGCUCCUCCGCCGAUGAAUCCAGCAGCUUCACACCAAUACCACGCAAGUAGCGCUCCCUAUGGGACCACUCCCACGGGCCCACCCCCCACCACGAAACCCGCUGCGCCCCCGAUGGCCAAUGCCACACCUCCACCCCCAAAGACAGAUGCUCAGUGUGGGGCCGGCAGCGCUCGGCCCCUCACUGAGGCCGACGCUCAGGAAGCGGAUGUUGAAUGUCCAGCCGGGCCACCCCAGCCUGGCCCGCCGGGUCGGCACUUGGGCCACUACCCCUCCCUCCCGCCAGGGUACCAGCACCACGCGCCUCCCCACGGCGGACCCUCGCACCUAGCAAUUCAGAGCGCCACGCAGCCUUACACUCGAGCACCUCAGCCGUACCAGCAGCCACCUCCUGGCCCCGGCCCAGCCCAGCUCAGCCCGUCCCUGGCUUCCAUGAGUCUGCAGUCCGGCACCCCCGAGACCCUGCGAGUGGUCAACCUGCUCCAGGAGCGGAACCUGCUGCCCCCUGGCCCUGUCCCGGCCCCCACCCCUUGCCUGCCCCAAGACCUGCAGAAGAUCAACUGCAGCCCAGAAGUCUUUCGUUGCACGCUGACCAGCAUCCCUCAGACGCAGUCUCUGCUCAAUAAAGCCAAGAUGCCGCUGGGCCUGCUGCUGCACCCCUUCAAAGACCUCUCACAACUUCCCGUGGUGACGUCCAGCACCAUCGUCAGGUGUCGCUCUUGCCGAACCUACAUUAACCCCUUCGUGUCUUUCUUGGACCAGAGGAGGUGGAAGUGCAACCUGUGCUAUCGGGUCAAUGAUGUUCCUGAGGAGUUCAUGUAUAAUCCAGUCAGUCGAUCCUACGGAGAACCACACAAGAGACCCGAAGUACAGAACGCAACCAUCGAGUUCAUCGCUCCUUCAGAAUACAUGCUGAGGCCACCGCAGCCGGCUGUGUACCUCUUUGUCUUGGACGUGUCCCACAACGCGGUGGAGACUGGCUACCUGAAAGUGUUCUGUCAGUCGGUGCUGGACAACAUCAACGCGCUGCCUGGAGACUCGCGGACAAAAAUCGGCUUCAUCACCUUCGACAGCACCGUCCACUUCUACAACCUUCAGGAGGGACUUUCCCAGCCUCAGAUGCUCAUCGUCUCGGACAUCGAAGAUAUCUUUUUACCUACACCAGACAGCCUUUUAGUGAACCUCAAUGAGAGCAAAGAGCUGGUGCAGGAUCUUUUGAAGAGCUUGCCCACGUUAUUUGAGAAGACAAUGGAGACUCAAUCGGCGCUGGGCUCGGCCCUGCAGGCCGCCUUCAAGCUGCUGUCGCCCACCGGCGGGCGCUUGUCCGUCUUCCAGACGCAGCUGCCCAACCUUGGCGUCGGGGCGCUCCAGUCCAGGGAGGACCCCAACCAAAGAGCGUCUGCCAAGGAUAUCCAGCACUUAUCCCCGGCGACAGACUUCUACAAGAAGCUGGCGCUGGACUGCUCGGGGCAGCAGGUGGCCGUCGACCUUUUCCUGCUCAGCUCUCAAUACUGCGACUUGGCGUCUCUCGGCUGCAUAUCGCGGUACUCUGCUGGGAGCAUCUACUAUUUCCCCUCCUACCACGACAAACACAAUCCUGCCCAGGUGGAGCACUUCCAGAAGGACCUGAAAAGAUACCUGACGAGGAAGAUCGGCUUCGAGGCUGUCAUGAGGAUACGCUGCACCAAAGGUCUGUCCAUUCACACAUUUCACGGCAACUUCUUCGUGCGGUCCACCGACCUGCUGUCGCUGCCCAAUGUGAACCCGGAUGCCGGCUUUGCCGUGCAAAUGUCCAUCGACGAGAACCUGGAUGACAUGCAGGUUGUCUCCUUCCAGGCUGCGUUGCUCUACACUUCCAGUAAAGGCGAGAGGAGGAUCCGCGUGCACACCCUGUGCCUCCCGGUGGUGCACUCUCUUUCAGACGUCUUUGCUGGCGCUGAUGUUCAAGCCAUGGCCGGGCUGCUGGCGUGCAUGGCUGUGGACCGCUCGGUGACGGCCAGCCUGAGCGACGCCAGGGACGCCAUGACCAACGCCGCCAUCGACUCUCUGUCAUCGUACCGCCAGUCGGUGCUGACCAUCCAGCAGCCGGGUCUGCUCGCCCCAGCCUGUCUCAGACUCUUCCCCCUUUAUAUCCUCGCUCUGCUCAAGCAGAAAGCAUUCAGGACGGGAACCAGCACCAGGCUGGACGACCGGGUGGCUUCCAUGUGCCAACUCAAGUACCAGCCGCUAGCCUACGCCAUGCUGAUGAUCCACCCCGCGUUGUACCGUGUCGACGACCUGACCGAUGAGGGCGCUUUGAACGUCAGCGAGCGGACCGUCCCUCAGCCGAGAGUGCUGCAGCUGUCUGUGGAAAAGUUGAGCAGAGACGGAGCCUUCCUCAUGGAUGCUGGAACGAUCAUGUAUCUGUGGAUCGGACGCAACUGCAACCCCAACUUCCUCACGCAAGUCCUGGGUGUCCCCAACUACGCCGCCGUGCCUGAAAACCUGUAUCUGCUGCCAGAGCUAGACACUGCCGAGUCGCAGAGGACCACAGCGUUCGUGGGCUGGCUGAGGGAGCAGAGGCCCUUCUUCCCCUCGCUGCACGUCAUCAGAGACGAGAGCCAACUGAAAGUCCCGUUCAUGCAGAACAUGAUCGAGGACCGCACCGAGUCGGCGCUGUCCUACUACGAGUUCCUGCUCCACCUGCAGCAGCAGAUUUCAAAAUGAUCCGUUUGUGUAUCAAAUGUAUGUAUGUAAAAGAUGGAAAGUAUCAGUGUUUAUUCUCAUAGAACAAUAAUGUCCAAAGUUGAGGUAUGGCUCAGAUGUGAGCUCGCUGAUGGCAAAAGCACAGACUCCUUUACUCGAAUACGUCACAUGUAUGGAAGUGUGUGCGAGUGUGUGUUUAAGGCUGACUGAGGUGUCUGACUGUUAUCUGAAGUAUUUUACACAGCCAUCACUUUUUUUGGGGGGGGGGGGAGCAAGGGGGUUCCGUCUCUCUGUGUUGAACAAAUCUCUGAAAAAAGCAAGAAAGUUUCAGGCGCCAACUUGAAUGUUGGGUCGCAGUCUCAUGUUUCGUUUUUUUUUUUUUUUUUUUUUUUUUUUUGCGCUCCCCCUCCUCUGUUUAAUUUAUGAGCCUCCCAAUGUGAUUAAAAUUCAAUGAUUGCCUUGAACGGGAACUGUACUUUUACUACCAAGCCUCCUGUUGAAACGCAGACUAUCUAUAUAUAAAAUAUUUUAAUAUAAUAGCAAACAGGAGGGUUUUUUUUUUUGUUUAUUAAUACAAGACGUAACAGAAAAAGCCAUUGUGAUCUUUUAAUCAUGCUUAUUGAUACUUGUAUAUUGAAAAUACUGCAUUAUAUCAAUGGUGGAGAGAUGCUAAUGAAUUUUAGUAUGACCGUUUAGGUGAACUGUCAUCAAAAAUAAAUUGUUUGGGACUUUUUAAA
Molecule: messenger RNA, 4350 nt
Organism: Phyllopteryx taeniolatus (common seadragon)
Lineage: Eukaryota; Metazoa; Chordata; Actinopteri; Syngnathiformes; Syngnathidae
Gene: sec24a
Product: SEC24 homolog A, COPII coat complex component
Exons: 23
Coding region: 305-3634 (1109 amino acids)
Biological process (GO): endoplasmic reticulum to Golgi vesicle-mediated transport; COPII-coated vesicle cargo loading; intracellular protein transport
Cellular component (GO): COPII vesicle coat; endoplasmic reticulum exit site
Molecular function (GO): SNARE binding; zinc ion binding
Source: RefSeq, a predicted model, not a curated record